Molecule: messenger RNA, 948 nt
Organism: Ilex paraguariensis (yerba mate)
Lineage: Eukaryota; Viridiplantae; Streptophyta; Magnoliopsida; Aquifoliales; Aquifoliaceae
Source: the annotation of a GenBank genome assembly
AUGGAGACAAAGCGUAAAGUGCCAAAACCCAAAAGCCUAUUUCGAGUGGGUGAGUCCUGGGAAGUCCUACGACUUGGGCCAAAGACGCAUCCUUUUUCAUUCUUCUUCACAAGGGCGUCCAGGGCAAGGGACCAUCUUUUUCGUUAUUCUUCUCGGCGGGAUGACCAUAAUUUGGAGGAUCGGAUUAGUCUGUUGCCAGAUGAAAUUCUCAUCCUAGUAGUAUUGCUAUUGAGUCUUAACGAAGCAGCAAUUACCAGUGUCCUGUCAAGGAGAUGGAGAUGCGUCUGGGCAUUUACUACCCGUCUCCACUUUGAUGCUUUGGAAACGUUCUUUAGUGCCAAGUUGAUUAAGAGGGAAAGGCGUAAAUAUGUCAAUUGGGUGAAUCACAUUGUGAUAUCGAUAAAUUUCAUAAGUGAUAUCGAUAAGUGGCUUAAGUUUGAGUUAGCGAGGAGGGUUAAUCGGCUUGUGUUGGACUUUUCAUUGGAUCCACAUUCUACUGGCAACUGCCGUUUAUCUUAUACUUUUCCAGCAGAUUGUGACGAUUAUUGCCUCCUCGGAUACACUUCAUUCAUAAAGGCAUCUCCAAUCUUGGCGAAAUUUGUGUUACAGGUAGAAUGGACGAGCACUUCCUCAAUUGACAAAAGGAAAGUCAGGAAGGCUGAGAGAUGUUCCCAUCAACACCUCGAAGAGGUGGAGUUGGCUGGGUAUUAUGGUCGCAUAACUGACCUGGAACUUGUCAUGUACUUCUUCGAGAAUGCGGUUGCCUUCAAGAAAAUUAUUGUUGAUCCUCGUGAUCCAUAUUCAUUAGGCCUCCCAAAGAAGAUUAAGGAAAUCAAGAAGGAAAACGCUGCAAGAGUUCGUGCGAAACAGCAGUUGAAAGGUAGAGUACCAGCGGGGGUGAGAGGAAUGGGGAAUGAAGGAACGCUUCAGAUGAAAAUUGGUAUGUGA